AUGGUGGUGGUGGUGCUGCUGCUGCUGUUGCUGCUGCUGCUCCUGCUGCUGUUGCUGCUGCUGCUGCUGGUGCUGUUGGUGGUGGUGGUGGGGGUGGUGCUGCCGCUGCUGUUGGUGUUGGUGGUGGUGGUGUUGGUGGUGGGGGUGGUGGUGGUGCUGCUGUUGGUGGUGGUGAUGGUGGUGGUGGUGGUGGUGGUGGUGGUGCUGCUGCUGCUGCUGAGCUUGUGCUGUCAGCAGCAGCAGCAAAAGCAAAAACAGCAGCUGCAACAGAAAGAGCAGCAGCAACAGGAGCAACAACAGCAAGAGAAGCCGCAGCAGCAGCAGCAGCAGCAGCAGCAACAGCAGCAACAGCAGCAGCAGGCCCGAAGCCCACCAUCCCAGCAGCAGCAGCGAACCGCAGCAGCAGCAGCAGAUGCAGCAGCAGCAGGUGAAGCAGCAGCAGAUGCCGCAACGAGAACUGCAGCAACAUCAGCAGACACGGCUAAGUGCCGCCGAAGCAGCAACAGGCAGCAGCAGGAGCAGCAGCAGCGGCAGCAGCAGCAGCAGGACCAGCAGCAACCACAGAAUGAGCAGCAACAGCAGCAGCAACAGCGGAAGGUGGAGCAGCAGCAGCAACAGCAACAGCAACAGCAGCAGCAGCAGCAGCAGCAGCAGCAGACAUUCGUGCUGCAGCUCCGUGUCUCCAUCGUUAUCUAUAGGAAGGCAGCAGCAAAAGGGAGCAGCAGCAGCUGCUGCUGCUAUACAAAGUAUAGGCCCAUGGGUUGUUGGGUUCUCUCUGCUGCUGCUGCUGCUGGCGGCCUUUUUGCUGCUGCUGCUCACAUGAAGUGCAGCAGCAGCUACGCAGCGUUUGCUGCUGCUGCUGCUGCAGCAGUUGCUGCUGCAGCAGCAGCUGUUGCUGCAGCAGUUGCUGCAGCAGCAGCAGCUGUUGCUGCAGCAGCAGCAGCAGUUGCUGCUGACGAUUGA
Molecule: messenger RNA, 963 nt
Organism: Eimeria mitis
Lineage: Eukaryota; Apicomplexa; Conoidasida; Eucoccidiorida; Eimeriidae
Exons: 4
Coding region: 1-963 (320 amino acids)
Source: RefSeq, a predicted model, not a curated record